Molecule: messenger RNA, 309 nt
Organism: Anisakis simplex (herring worm)
Lineage: Eukaryota; Metazoa; Nematoda; Chromadorea; Rhabditida; Anisakidae
Source: the annotation of a GenBank genome assembly
CAGCCAGUAGCUACAGCGUUGGAAUGCUUUGUACCAGAUGCCGAUUUGAAUCUGCUGUCAACUUUGGUAUCGACGCGUCAGAAGACUCUGGGCGAUCGUCCGUUCGAAACGGUUGAGUCUGUUCGACAGUAUGGAAUCGGUACGUCUGGCACGAUGAUGAAGGCGAUAAUGCGAGUGUUAAUUGCGAAUAAGGAACAAAUAAUGCACUCGCUCGGCGAUCGCAAUUUUCGUGUUCAUUUGAAUGAACAAACAAACGAGGUGGUGGACGCAUUGGCUGAAGCAAUGGCACUUGUAAACUUAUUGAGGUGA